This is a messenger RNA of Lytechinus variegatus (green sea urchin), 1107 nucleotides long. Its product is annotated as cilia- and flagella-associated protein 251-like. The record is from RefSeq and is a predicted model, not a curated record. The coding region runs from base 1 to 1107 and encodes 368 amino acids. The transcript has a single exon. NCBI's taxonomy places the organism in Eukaryota, Metazoa, Echinodermata, Echinoidea, Temnopleuroida, Toxopneustidae.
AUGGCAGACCAGUUAGAGACGGGGAAGGAGAUGGUGGAUGACAGGGUGGUAGAGGCUGAGGAGGAGGUCGAAGAGGCAGAGCAGGAGGAGAAGAAGGAGACAGUAGACAUGGAGAUCGACGCAGAAGAAGAGAAGGCAGAGGAGAUAGACUCGGCAGUUGAGAACAUGAAGAGAGUGGUAGAAAAGUUACCGGAGGAGGAGGAGAAGUUGAACAUCGAAGAGGAGCAGAUGGAACUUGGAGAUCAGGAUCUGGUGGUAGCUGCUGAGGAGCAGACAGUAGCGGUCGAGGGGGAGCAGAUUGAGGUCGAGCAUGCUGAGGUGGAGCCGGUGAUGGCUAAGGGGGAAAAGGAAGUCGUUGCAAAAGAGGAGACUGAGGAGGCAGCCAAUGCAUCGGAGCGGGUAGAUGCAGCAGAAGAGGAGGAGGAAGAGGAUAUGCAGGUACAAGAGGAGCAGUUUGAGGCAAAUGAUGAAAUGGCCGAGGAAAAGGUGGAGGCAAAAGAAGAGCACGUCGUUGUUGCUGAGGAGCAAGAAGUUGUGGCUGAAGAAGAGGAGGUGGUUGCUGAUGAGAAGCAAGUAGUCUCGGCUGAAUUGAAGGUGAAGGCUGAGGUGGAACCGAUCAAGGAUGGAGAGGAGCGGAAUGGGGCUGUUGUGGAGCAGCUGGAGACUAAGACUGAGGGAGCGGAGCAGGUCUUGAUGUGUGAGGAGGAGAAUGCCGAAAAGGCGAAGGUAGAGGGGCAUCUGGAGAAGGAUGAGCAGAAGCUGUCCGAUGAGGCUGAGGAAAAGCAGUCUGAGGAGGCUGAGGAAAAGCAGUCUGAGGAGGCUGAGGAGAAGCAGUCUGAUGAGGCUGAGGAGAAGCAGUCUGAGGAGGCUGAGGGGGAGCAUUCUAAGGAGGCUGAGGAGAAGCAGUCUGAUGAGGAGCAAGGUGAAGCCGACAAGCCGAUGGGGGAGAAGGCUGGGGCAGUGGAGUUGGAGGAUUUCGAGAAGGCAGAUUGCGAGCAGGAGGGUGAUGAUGAGAAGAAAGAUCGUAUUAGAAGGAGAACCAAGUGGUGGAAACUUCUUUGUUGUUUUGGUUGGAGGAGGCGAAGGAGGAGGCACCUUUCAGAAUAA